Messenger RNA from Chara braunii, 1542 nucleotides. NCBI's taxonomy places the organism in Eukaryota, Viridiplantae, Streptophyta, Charophyceae, Charales, Characeae. The record is from the annotation of a GenBank genome assembly.
CCACUACGAGUUUAUGGUGAUGCCAUUCGGCCUCACCAACGCACCCGCUACCUUCCAGAGGGCGAUGAACGACAUCUUCAAGGACAUCCUGGAGCAGUACGUUCUCGACUACCUCGACGAUUUCCUGAUCUACAAUCGUACCCUUGAGGAGCAUCUCAGACACCUCCACGACGUCCAUGACCGCUUGCACAGACAUGGCUUCUACGCCAAGCUGAGCAAGUGCCGCUUUGCCGAGCGAAAACUCCGGCUCGCUGCCAUCUCAGGCACCACCGUCUGCCACUCGGUGAUCGACGAGUUUCGCACUCAGUACCGCCACUGCCCUGACUAUCGCGACAUCCAUGCGACCCUUCAGACUCGCAAGACCGCCCCGAACUACUCUCUUAGCGACAACGGUCUUGUGUACUGGCACAGUUUACAAGGCACCACGGUUCCCUCCACUGGACAACUACGUGUCCGGGCAGUAACAGAGUUCCAUUACCAGGCAGCCGCCGAUGAUAUGGGCUUCCACAAGACGUUGGCUCGUGUGAGCCGCCUGUACGUGUGGCCGAAGCGCAAGGACUUUGUGAAGGACUACGUCGCAGAGUGUCCCAACUGUCAGGAGGUGAACAAUGCGAACCACCUGCCUUAUGGUUUGCUCCAACCUCUUCCUAUCCCUAAGGGUCGUUGGCAGUCCAUCUCGAUGGACUUUAUCGGUCCUCUUCGUCCUCCGACCCCCCGCGGUCAUGAUGCUAUCCUGGUCGUCGUCGACCGCUUCAUGAAGCGCGCACGCUUUGUUCCGUGCCGCUAUGCCAUCAGUGCACGUGAGGUCGCCGAUAUCGUGUUUGACCGAGUCCUGCGUGACUACGACUUAUCUUUGAGCAUCAUAUCUAACCGUGACCCCCGCUUUACCAGCCGAUUCUGGCGACGGCUCCACGAGGUUUACGGCACCCAGCUCCGCUUCUCCUCGUCUUACAAUCCCCAGACUGAUGGUCAGACUGAGGUCACGAACAAGACUCUCGGAGAUAUUCUCCGAAAGAUUGCUCAUGACAACCAGCAGUGGGAUCUCCAUCUUGCCCUUGCAGAGAUAGCCUACAACCGCGCCGUCUCGCUAGCCACGGGGAUGUCGCCUUACUAUUGCCACCUCGACUAUCACCCUCAUGUUCCCGCGGACUUCCUUCGACCGUCACAGAUGCACCCCGACACGAGUUGUCCCGCGUUGGAUGACUGGGUUGCACACAUGACGUCGAUCAUGAAGACCGCGCAUGAGCACAUAACCGCUUCCCAGACUCGCAUGGCAGCACAUGCGAACCGAUCGAGGAUGGAUCAUCCAUUCAAGACGGUGAUGAUGUGCUUAUCGACGCUCGCCACUUACAGCUCAAAGAGAACACGCUUCGCAAGUUUCGGCGUCGCUUCUUUGGCCCAUGCCGCAUUCUCCAGGCCGUCGGUUCUAAUACGGCUUCUAGCCCGGUCAACUUCCGUGUGAAGCUGCCCGACUACCUACGUCAGGGUCGUGUGCACGAUGUCUACCACGUCUUGUUACUGCGUCCCUAUUGUCGACCAUCU